Messenger RNA from Oncorhynchus keta (chum salmon), 1239 nucleotides. Its product is annotated as GTPase IMAP family member 7-like. The record is from RefSeq and is a predicted model, not a curated record. Gene Ontology annotation, molecular function: GTP binding. NCBI's taxonomy places the organism in Eukaryota, Metazoa, Chordata, Actinopteri, Salmoniformes, Salmonidae. Bases 79 to 1140 code for a protein of 353 amino acids. The transcript is spliced from 3 exons.
AAUGUAACGUGAGACAUGUUGGGUGCUUUAGUUUCUCAUGAGUUUUAGACCAUUCCAUUGGUCCUUAAAGUCCUGGCUAUGCAAAACCAGCAGGACCACUGCUUCAGAUCUCUCUGUGACAACAGCAGACAACAAUAUACAGAUCUGUGCAACCACACUAAAAUUUUAGUAAUGGAACGAGGAAGAGGAAUGAUUCUGUUCCUGUUGACACUCUGGCUGCAAGACUUCACUGGUCAAUGCCAAGUUUCAGGGCAGCCCUCUAACCUGAAGAUAGUUCUGCUGGGGAAGACUGGAUCAGGGAAGAGUACAACAGGAAACACCAUCCUGGGGAGGGAGGUGUUUAAAGCGGGGGCUUCUCCAGUGUCUGUGACUGCACAGAGUGAGAAACGGAGUGGAGUGGUGGAUGGGAGGAAGAUUGAUGUCAUCGACACCCCGGGACUCUAUGACACAACAAUGUCUCAAGAAGAGAUGAAAAGUGAGAUAGAAAAGGCCAUCUACAUGUCAGUCCCAGGACCUCACGCCUUCCUGCUGGUGAUCAGACUGGGGAGGUUCACAGAGGAGGAGCAGAACACUGUGAAGUGGAUCCAGGAGAACUUUGGAGAAGAAGCAUCAAUGUACACCAUCAUUCUGUUCACUCAUGAAGAUCAACUGGAGGGUAAAUCAGUGGAAGAGUUUCUGGCUGAGAGCAAAGAGUUACGGAAACUCAUCAAUAUCUGUGGGGGCAGAUAUCACUCCCUAAUCAAUGACAAGAGAGAAGACAACACUCAGGUCCCAGAGCUGCUGAAGAAGAUAGAGGAGAUGGUGAAGAAGAAUGGAGGAAAACACUACACCAAUGAGAUGUACCAGGAGACCCAGAGGAAGAUCGAAGAGGCCCAGAGGAAGAUCGAAGAAGAGGAGGAGAGGAAGAGACAGGAAAAGGAGAAGAGAGAGAGAGAGAGGAGACAGGAGGAGGAAGAAAGAAGAAGAAGAGAAGAGAAAUUGAAUGAGUGCAAGUGGUCAGCGUUUGCCAGUACAGCUGCAUUGGGGUUGGGAGCCAUGUACAGCUCUCCAUGGUCGUUAGCAGCAGGGGCUGCAUUAGCCGCUGUUAAAGGUUAUCAGUGCAUGGACACCUAUUUCACCUCAGAAGACCAGGAGAAAUAAGAUUUCCACAUCCACCAUCUCAGAUUGUUUUGAAAUUAAGAUGAAUUAUUAUUGUGUCUCUGAGAAAUUAAUAAAUAAAUACAAUUUAUUGUGCCUAAA